Sinocyclocheilus grahami is the source of this 1548-nucleotide messenger RNA. RefSeq lists its product as uncharacterized. NCBI's taxonomy places the organism in Eukaryota, Metazoa, Chordata, Actinopteri, Cypriniformes, Cyprinidae. Gene Ontology annotation, molecular function: GTP binding. The transcript is spliced from 2 exons. The record is from RefSeq and is a predicted model, not a curated record. Bases 1 to 1548 code for a protein of 515 amino acids.
AUGCUCAACUGUAAGCAAGAUGGAGCUGAACUUGGAAAACAAAUUAGGAAAAUUGAUAAAAUCAUCAAGAAAAGCAUCUUAGUUGAAGACAGUAAUCCUGCUCGAUACCAUCUGAAAGCAGAGUCUGACAAUUUGGAUCAAUUUGGACCAUAUAGACAAAUAACCUUUGGAGAGAGAGACAAACAGAAACCACAUAAAACCAUUCUGAUGGCUGGAGAAACAGGAACAGGUAAAACAACUCUGAUCAAUACGAUUAUCAACUACAUGUUGGGUGUUCAGAGAAAAGACAAGGUUUGGUUUGAGAUCACAGAUGAUCAGAGUGACCGAACAUCAGUUCACAGUCAGACCUCCAGCAUCACUGUUUAUGGGUUUUAUCUAGAAGAUAGUCCAAUCCAUUUAACAAUCAUCGACACUCCAGGAUAUGGAGACACACGUGGAGUUGAGCUUGAUAAACAGAUUGCUGUGAGUUUGUUUAGUUUAAGUAGAUUUGAUGACUGUGUCCAUGAAAUAGAUGCAGUGUGUCUGGUGAUUAUGGCACAACAAAAUCGACUCUCUGACAGACUCAUAUACAUAUUUGAUGCUGUUCAGUCUCUAUUUGGAAAUGAUAUUACUGAAAACUUUGUCUUGCUUUUCACACACUCAUCUGGUACUCAACCUAAAAAUGCUCUGACGGCUGUUAAAGCGGCUAAAAUUAAGUGUGCAGUAAAUGACAAGAAUCAGCCUGUGUUUUUCCUGUUUAACAACUGUCAGUCAGACGCCGCUGAUGAAGAAUAUGAAACGAUACAAGAACAUGCAUGGAAUCUCAGUUUCAGAGGAAUGGCAGGAUUGCUCAAGUUUCUUGACGACAUAAAACCAAAAACCUUGAAAGUGACUCAAGAUGCUUUACAAGAAUGGAAGCAGUUGGAGGCAAAUAUCUCCAAUCUACAAUCACGAGUUCAAGAGAUGAAACAAAAAGAAAAUCAGCUGAAGCAAACUCAAGCAGCUCUGGAGCAGAACAAAGAACUUGUCAAAAACAAUAAGAACUUUGAGUAUGAAGUUGAAGUGCCCUACAAAGAGAAGGCUGAUAUUGAUUAUUCUCUGGCCAACAUGGCGAUGUGCUGCACCGUCUGUGAGGAGAACUGUCAUUAUCCAGGAUGCUGGUGGAUCAGUGGUCUCUCGUGGUGCAGCGUGAUGAAAGAUAAUCACUGUACAGUGUGCACUAAUAAAUGCCACUACAGUGAACAUGUCAAGGGAGCAAAAAUGUAUGUAGCAAAGACAAAGAAAGAGAAAAGCACAUAUGAAGAUUUAAAGAAGAAAUAUGAUGACAAAAUUGGGGAUGGUGAGUGUGUGGUCAAGAAGCUGGAAGAAGAACUGCAAGAAUUACAGAAAGAGAAAAUAAGGCUUGUGAAUGAAGCUUUUCACUCUAUUAGAGCUCUGGAGAAGAUCGCCCUCAACACUGAUUCACUGUUUAGACUUCUACACCUUGAUUUUCUGAUUGAGAAGUUAAAGGAAAUAAAUGAACCCGAAAAGGCCAAAACACUGGAAAACAUUAAGAAGGGAGCAAAAUAA